UGUACGUGCUACAAGUGCGCACUUGCUCUUGUUGUGAGGUGUAACCGAGUGUCUGUCUCUCUGGUGGUGUGUCCAGCGGAGAAGGGAUAUCUGGUGAAGUGCAGAGAGGAGUGGGCGCGCUCUCAGGACCCAGAGGCGGCCCUCAAGAGACUGCCGGUCAAACGCUGCGUGGAGGGCCAGUUACUGCGAGGCCUUGCCAAGUACGGCAAAAACAACAUCAUCACAGCGUUCGGACUGAUCCCUCGUAACAACAGGCUGAUGUACAUCCACAGCUAUCAAAGCUACGUAUGGAACUGUAUGGUCAGCAAACGCAUGGAAGCCUUUGGGCUCAGAGCUGUGGAGGGAGAUCUGGUUCUCAGAGGAGGCUAUGCUCAUGUUCUGUCCGCUGAAGAGGCAGAAAAACACUCAGUUCAUGACGUGGUGAUGCCGCUGCCAGGGUUCGAUGUCAUUUAUCCCACUCACAGUGUGGGUGGAGGCUACAGAGACAUGCUGAGCGCUGAUGACCUGGACAUCGAUAGCAUGAGGCAUAAAGUUCGGGAUUACUCUCUGGCCGGCGCAUACAGGAGGAUCCUCAUUCGCCCCAGAGACGUCAGCUGGGAACUGAUCCAGUACGAUGAUCCACGAGUGCCUCUCGUUCACACAGAUGUGGAGAAAUUAGAAAACGCUCCAGCUCCGGUUUACCUCAAAGAAGGGAAGUAUCGGGCCCUGAAAAUGGAGUUUUCUCUGCCAUCCUCCACGUACGCCACGAUGGCCGUCAGAGAAGUGCUGAAGAUGGACACCAGCAUCAAGAAUCAGACUCAGCUCAACACCAGCUGGCUGAACUGACCGUCACAAACAUGCUCUGGAUUUUCUGACAGCUUUAUUCUGCUCACAUUUUUUCAGUGAUAAAGACUUGACUUUCUCAUGUUUGUCAUUUGGACACCGUGAAGAAGCCACAGCACCGUUUUCAGUUUUAGUUGUAGAAUUUGUUUUUUAGUGAGGGUGUUUUAAUGCUCCGACAGUAUAAAGACAGUUCUUACACAUAUUUCCAGAACUUUAGCAUAAACAAAGAUUUAGCAGUAAAAGAACAUGUACCGGUUCUUGUAAGAUUCAUUUUGCUAUUUGAUGAUGAUUAUUAUUGUAAAUUGUUUGAUUCCUGCUGAAUAUUCAGUUUGUCAGUGUAAAUAUUUUAAUCUGAAUAAAUGAAUCUGACUGAU
Molecule: messenger RNA, 1196 nt
Organism: Carassius auratus (goldfish)
Lineage: Eukaryota; Metazoa; Chordata; Actinopteri; Cypriniformes; Cyprinidae
Product: pseudouridylate synthase 7 homolog
Exons: 6
Biological process (GO): pseudouridine synthesis
Cellular component (GO): nucleus
Molecular function (GO): pseudouridine synthase activity; RNA binding
Source: RefSeq, a predicted model, not a curated record